AUGGUUCUUCGCCGAAAUUGUACUCAAAUUCCAUGUGAAAUCAUGCAAAUUAUGCCUACAACUACUGAAGAUAUCAGAUGUAAAGUAGGUGGCCAACUCAGCGUACCGAUUCAUGUAGAAGGAGAAAAUGCCUCAAUUGAUGAAAGAAUCCAUUGCAUCAAAAGUCCAGCACUCGAGUUAUUAGCCAAUGGGCCACCUUACCCGUCAAUAAUUGCUCCUGGGCGCAUUCCUGUCAUAAGUAAGCUUUUUGCAGAUGUAAUUUUUCGUCGUUAUCGUUCGUCGGAUAGUAUUUGGGCACUUGUACUUGAAGACGAGCCAAUCACUUAUUAUCCAUGGGGCGCCGAGAAACGAAUAUUUCCUCUGUUUGAUCUUACAGUUGGGUACGAUCGGAUCCUAUAUCAUGUGGUGACACCUGCCUACCUGCUUCGUUAUAAAGAUAAAUUAACUACGUCUCGAGCCUCUCUCAACUCAACAAUGCUUGCAAAGACUAUAAAACCUGAUUUCGUUACUUCAUCUGUGCUCUGGAUGAAUAGCAAUUGUUAUACACCUUCUCAUCGUACUGAAUACAUGAAAGAAUUCAUGUCCUUCAUGCAUGUUGACGCUUGGGGCAAGUGCGGUAAUAAUAAAGGCAAAACUCUACCUUACUCCAUUGGACGUAUUCAUCAUUGCAAUUUUACUGGUGACUUCUAUAAAAGCAAUUGGAUUGAGUGCAAGAUGACAUUGAGCGAAUAUUAUCCUUUUACUGUUGCGAUUGAGAACAGUAUCGAUCAUGAUUAUGUUACUGAGAAAUUAUGGCAAGCUUUGGCAGCAGGCAGUGUUCCUCUAUACCUAGGCGCCCCCAAUAUCGACGAAUGGCUUCCAUGUAAAAAUUGCAUUGUUGAUUUGCGUCAAUUCGAUAGUCCUAGUGCUGCAGCUAAAUUUGUUCUAUCAGUUGCAAGCAAUGCAAGUCGUUAUGCCGAAUUUCAUAAAUGGCGUGAACAGCCCGUACCACCGAAAUUUCAAGAGAUACUCGACUAUUUUAAUCGAGCCAGUGCCUUCUCAACUGACUGCAUGGUCUGUAACAUGGCCCACAGUGAUAAUCCUAAACUAGCACUGCAUAGAAUUUUGAAUAGCAUUGGACCUGUCUUCGGUUCCCGUAGCGUAACUAACUAUAGCUAG
Rotaria sp. Silwood2 is the source of this 1158-nucleotide messenger RNA. The record is from the annotation of a GenBank genome assembly. NCBI's taxonomy places the organism in Eukaryota, Metazoa, Rotifera, Eurotatoria, Philodinida, Philodinidae.